Molecule: messenger RNA, 671 nt
Organism: Carica papaya (papaya)
Lineage: Eukaryota; Viridiplantae; Streptophyta; Magnoliopsida; Brassicales; Caricaceae
Source: RefSeq, a predicted model, not a curated record
UCAUUUCCAGAGCCCACCUUCCAGACCCUCUGCUGGACCAACAAUGUCGCCCGGUCCAAACCCACCCGACUACAUAAUCAACCCACCCAUCACAAUUCCCAACCCACCUGAAUACAUACCCAGCCCACCCAAGCGCACACCAAAUCCACCCAUUUACAAACCACCUGUAGUAUACCCGGCGCCAAUUCUGCCACCACCUCCGUCGCACGAGGUCCACCAGUUUGCCGUAUGGUGCGUGGCUAAGCCUUCGGUGCCCGAUCCAAUAAUCCAAGAGGCCAUGGAUUACGCGUGUGGAUCGGGCGCAGAUUGCAAUUCUAUUCAGCCCAAUGGGCAAUGUUUUCAGCCCAACACUUUGCUUUCACACGCUUCUUAUGCCUUUAAUAGCUACUGGCAGAGCAGAAAGGUGACCGGAGGUACCUGUGAUUUUGGUGGGACCGCCAUGCUUGUCGCCAUUGAUCCCAGUUCUUAUGGAUGCCAGUAUAUCUAUACUUGAUGAUGCUAAUGUAUGCAAAUCUUGAAAAGAAGCAUAUGACCCCAAACCCAAUUUGAAUGUCUGUUUACAGCUAUGUAUUAUACAGAAAUCAGUCAAGAAUUCGAAGCUGCUCUUUUCAUUUUCCUUAUAUUAUAUUCUGUAAAAAGGAAGGAUUUUUGAGGUCUUCCAUUUGUUUAAA